Molecule: messenger RNA, 1451 nt
Organism: Eutrema salsugineum
Lineage: Eukaryota; Viridiplantae; Streptophyta; Magnoliopsida; Brassicales; Brassicaceae
Product: E3 ubiquitin-protein ligase PRT1
Exons: 7
Coding region: 118-1257 (379 amino acids)
Biological process (GO): proteasome-mediated ubiquitin-dependent protein catabolic process
Molecular function (GO): zinc ion binding; ubiquitin protein ligase activity
Source: RefSeq, a predicted model, not a curated record
GCAGACGACGGUGGCUUCUGGCUCUUCGCCGCUAGUGCCCUUUUCCGUUUUCUCUGAAAAAAAUCGGCUGAACAUAGAAAAAAAAUCUUUGGCUGAGCCCUUUUCUCAUCUUCAUCUAUGGAGGAUAGUAUGGUGAAGGACGAUGAACUACAAGAAGAAAUCUCCGAUAAGUUUCUCUGUUGCGUUUGCCUGGAAAUUCUUUACAAACCAAUUGUGCUAUCUUGUGGUCAUCUAUCAUGUUUCUGGUGUGUCCAUAACUCCAUGAAUGGUCUGCGCAAGUCUCAUUGUCCGAUAUGCCGAGACCCGUAUGUUCACUUCCCGAGUGUCUGCCAAAAGCUUCAUUUCCUGCUAAAAAAGAUAUACCCACUUGCACAUAAGAAGAGAGAAGAACAAGUUCUUAAGGAUGAACAAGAACACGCUUGUUUCUCUCCUCAGAUUGAUGUUGUUUUGGAUGAACAAAAGGCUAAGGGCUCUAAUGAAGAAUCCAAAGAUGCAAAAACUCUUCAUGUUCAUGAGAAUGACUUAUCUAAGGAUAACAAAGUCAGUAAGCAAAUUUCAAAAGAUGAUUUGCUCUGUUCAGCAUGUAAGGAGCUGCUCGUGCGACCCGUAGUACUCAAUUGUGGACAUGUGUAUUGCGAAGGAUGUGUAGUAGAUAUGGCUGAAGAAAGCGAAAUGAUUAAAUGUCAAGACUGUCAUGUUUGUGACCCAAGAGGAUUUCCAAAAGUCUGUUUGGUUCUUGAGCAGCUUUUGGAGGAAAAUUUCCCUGAAGAAUACAAUUCAAGGAGAAGUGGAAUUCAGAAAACGCUUGCCCACAAUGGCAAAGGCAAUAUUCAAAGCUGUCACAAAGAUGGCACUUCCUUAUCAGACAGUGAUGACGAUGAUAUUCCCUGGUGGGCAAACUCUGCAUCUACUGUUCACGUUUACGUGGGUUGUGAUUCUUGCGGAGUGUAUCCAAUCAUAGGGGAUAGAUACAGAUGCAAAGACUGCAAGGAGGAAAUGGGUUAUGACCUUUGCAAAGAAUGUUACGAGACUCCUUCAAAAGUUGCAGGGAGAUUCAACCAGCAACACACUCCAGAACACAGGCUUGAGCGCGUGGAGGUUCCUCAGUUUCAGAACAAUGACAAAAAUAUCGGUAUCCUUGACGAACCUAUGGUUAUCUCUGAAGAUGAUGAAGGCAUGAGUACAGAAGAAGAUGAUGAUGAGAGCGAGGAAGGUCCUCAUAAUUCUAAUGAGUCAUCAUCAUCAAGCAUAGAAUGAAAUAGCAGUCGAGAGUGUAUUGGAAUCUUAUAGAGAGAGAGAGAGAGACAUGGUGUGUAGUUGUUGGUAGCGAAUAUGGUUUGCAUUUGUGGUCGUAUUAAAAAUAACUCUAGAGGAGUCCUUUUUCCGAAUACUUAGGGGGUGUAUUGAAUUUAACAUUUACAAUGAUUUCAGUUUAAUAAGAUUUUGAUGAU